Molecule: messenger RNA, 977 nt
Organism: Babesia bovis T2Bo
Lineage: Eukaryota; Apicomplexa; Aconoidasida; Piroplasmida; Babesiidae
Exons: 1
Coding region: 85-933 (282 amino acids)
Source: RefSeq, a predicted model, not a curated record
AUCUUAUAAAUCAAGUUUUGUUCUGGUAUAAUCAAUUUUAUUAUUAUUUUAGUUAUUUCAUGCUUUCAGUAGUGUAUUACGACGAUGGGUAUCUUGGACAUAUGCUGUAGUUGCUGUUCUGGUGACACCGUCCUUCCUGAUGAGGUGCCACGUCAUCAUAUAAGUCGUGUGCAACCUCCUCCAAAGCCGAAAGAUAGUGAGGUAAUUGAAGAAUCGGAGGAAGUUGUUGAUCAGGAGGGCGAAGUAACUGCAGAUGUUGGUGUUGAGGGGAUUCCUUCUCUGGCACCGAAACGUCCUCUUAAAGAGUGCAGGCUGAAACCUGGGAGGCGCCGCAUUACUUUGACUGGUGCUGCUGCGGCUUUACCACCAUGUUCCGAUGCUGAAUGUGUCGGUGCUAUUCCAAAGGUACAGUCAACAAAGGUACCUUUGGGUCCCGGUGCCUACUUGAUGUACUCAUUGGAGGGAAAUGGAUGUUUAAGCAUCAAUUUUGCUAAACAGGCGCCUAAAAGUUUAGAUGGAGUUUUGGCAUACAUGAAGCCAACUAUCGAGUUGAGCAGUUACCUCUACACUAAUGAUGGAGGUAACCCGAAGGUUGCCAUGGAUUUGCAAUACUGUAUGAGAAGUCAGUAUGCAAGCGACCGUAAACCGUAUUAUCAGGCAUGGUGUAAAUUUUUGAAGCUUGCCACUUCUUACAAUGGUGCCAUUUACCUUAUGGAAGGUUCUGAUUUGUCCCCGCCUCCCAAAGUUGAGAUUCUUCUGUUGAAGGACGGUGUUGUAAAACCAGCAGAGAAGCUGGUAUCUAUUGAUUUGAGUAAAUAUAGUGCCGUCGGUGUUAUUCCUCCGGCACUUGACUACAAAUCUGUAGAUAACUUUAAUGAACGCACCAAGUUUUGUGCUACCUGUGAUGAAUAUGGCUCUACACUGUUGAUUUGAGAGCUAUUCGUACGGUUUUAGAAGUGCUUUGUAAUUCCAACCUU